AGAAGAAGACGGAAGCCCGCGUGUCGGUUAGCAUUAGCCGGUAAACAAGCGCUAGUGUCGUCUGUGCGCUACAAACAGGACACAUUGAAAGGUUUUAAAGGACAUAUAUGUCAUUUGGUGGAAGUCACAACGGCGGUCGCCGCAGCAGCAAGUGGGACCAGCCAGGUCCAUGUCCCGGAGGAGCCACCGGGUCCGGGUCGGCACCCACCGGGGGUCUGGACGCCGCCGCGGCCGCGGCCAACAAGCUGAACGCCAUGCUGAGCUCUGUGCCCAUCACUUCUGCACCCACCGGCGCCCUGGACGCCGCCUCCGCCGUGGCCGCCAAGAUUAACGCCAUGCUGGUCGCCAAGGGCAAACUCAAGCCGUCUCAAAUAGGCACGCCCGGGUUCGUCGACAAGGCGCUGGCCUCCGGGAAGCCCCUGGUUCCAGCAAAGACCAAAGAUGACCUGGUGGUGGCAGAAGUGGAGAUCAACGACGUUCCCAUCACGUGCCGCAAUCUUUUAACGCGAGGACAGAUGCAGGACGAGGUCAGCAAAGUGAGCGGCGCUGCCGUGUCCACCAGAGGGCGCUACAUGACUCCAGUGGAGCGCAGCAAAGCGUCCCCAGGGGAUCGGCCUCUGUAUCUGCACGUCCAGGGACAGACGAGGGACAUCGUGGACCGCGCCGUCGACAAAAUCAAGGAGAUCAUCACCAACAAGGUCGUGAAAGCGGCAACUGCCACGUCGUCGGCGUCCUCACCCUUCCCCUCGCCCAACGUGCCCUCAAUCACGGUCUACCUGCAACCCCCCAAACCCUCACUACCCCCGACGGCCCCCGACAAACCUCACUUCCAGACCGGGAUGCAUUACGUUCAAGAUAAAAUCUUUGUGGGCCUGGAGCACGCCAUCCCCGGCUUUGUGGUCAAAGAGCGUGUGGAGGGUCCCGGCUGCUCGUACCUGCAGCACAUCCAGGCUGAAACGGGGGCCAAAGUCUUCCUCAGGGGAAAAGGCUCGGGUUGUCUGGAGCCUACGUCUGGACGGGAGGCCUUUGAGCCCAUGUACAUUUACAUCAGUCACCCCAAACCAGAAGGUCUUGCAGCAGCAAAAACUUUGUGUCAGAACUUGCUUCAAACUGUCCACACUGAGUACUCCCGCUUCCUGACUCAAAUGAGCUCAGUGAUGCCAUCUCAACAAGGCUUUGCUCCGCCCCCAGUGGUGAACGGGAUGCCCCCGCAGCCCGCAUUCUACCCCCCAGCAGGGUUCCAGCCGGGCUUCCCACUUCCUGUGUCCCAGCCUCCACCCCCGCCCUUCUCGGUUCCCCCUCCCAUGCCUCCGGUGCCACCCGAGGGUGUUCUCCCUCAGUACCUGUCGAGACCGGUUCUAAAUAUCGCACCGCCAGUGGGUCCGCCCCCCGUUCCUGCUCCAGGUCCAGUGGCGCAGACACUUCCACCUCUCGUGUCCUUUCCACCGCCCAAAGCUCCGCCCCCCGCCAUCUCCGCCAAUCCACCACUGAAAAGACGCUUCACGGAGGAAGUGCCGGAUGAGUGUGACAGUGGUCUGCUCGGAUAUCAGCAUGGACCCAUUCAUAUGACUAAUUUAGGUGCAGGCUUCUCAGCGGGCGGCCCCGAGACAACAGGGCCCCCACCAUCGAGUUCCUCCGGCCCGCCGAGUGAGAGGGACAGGUUUUCACCAUCAAAUCUACUGAGCUGUUUACAGACCUGCCAUCAACGAUUGUGCAGCUUGAAAGAGGCCGGUUUGAGUGAAUGGAGGUCCAGCAGUCGGCAGCUAAUGCCACCACCACCGCUGCUGCCCGUCAACGUGGCGCGAGCCCCGAUGGAGGAGAGGAGGGCGCCGCAAGGCCCCGUGGAGCCGGCAGGGAAGCGAAUAAAGAUGGGACUGGUGGCGUACGCGGGCGACUCCUCCGACGAAGAAGACGAGCACUCCGGCGUCAAGGCGCCAGGGCCAGGUAACCCUGGACCGUGCCCCUCUACCUCCUUAGACUGGAUCCAAGGUUACCGCUGCUCGGCGCCCCCGCGAGCGAAAGCGCCGCCCCAGCAGCCGUCUAUGCCCUUCUGGAUGGCGCCCUAGAAACUGGACGUUCCCCGUCAGCGUUUGCUUUGUUUAACUCCAAGUAAGCCACGUUCCUUCCUUCUGUACAGCUGUAUAGUUUAAAGACUUCAAGCCAGGCUGUCUAAACCAUCACGUGAGCAAUGCCGCUUUUAUUUGGUCGGACAAAAACUGACUAUAGUGUCUUGCUAUUAACAAUAAAAAUGGGCCGACAUUCAACUUCCA
Molecule: messenger RNA, 2270 nt
Organism: Nerophis lumbriciformis (worm pipefish)
Lineage: Eukaryota; Metazoa; Chordata; Actinopteri; Syngnathiformes; Syngnathidae
Gene: khdc4
Product: KH domain containing 4, pre-mRNA splicing factor
Cellular component (GO): nucleus
Molecular function (GO): RNA binding
Source: RefSeq, a predicted model, not a curated record